This is a messenger RNA of Aedes albopictus (Asian tiger mosquito), 2140 nucleotides long. RefSeq lists its product as uncharacterized. The transcript has a single exon. The coding region runs from base 803 to 1669 and encodes 288 amino acids. The record is from RefSeq and is a predicted model, not a curated record. Lineage: Eukaryota; Metazoa; Arthropoda; Insecta; Diptera; Culicidae.
GAUCUAUCACGAUCCAUCAUCUCUAUAUAUCACAGCCACUUGCCAAUCUCAAUUUUAUGAUCAUACGACACUUCUGAACUCCACUUCAUUGAUACAACCUCCUAAUCCCACAUUUUAUGACCCUCUAAUUGAUUCAUCCGCUUCGAAUAAGAAAACGCAACAAAAAUGGCACUGCAAUAUAAAAAAUAAACCUGAACAAAAAGCUCUGAUGACGAGAAAUUACAGCUGAACAAAACGGGUCGGCGGCAUUCGAGCUACUGGGUGGGGGCUUGCUUAUUGUUUUGCUCUGGAAGACACUCCGACGACAGACCGUUCUUGUCUAGAAACGCACAAAACGCCCCCUCUUUUGUACUCUUCCCCUCUUUCUCAGAUAGAAUGGCACAUUUGUAUCGAUUAUUUUAUUAACCUUUUUCACCUCGUCGUCGGCUUCUCUGGCCUCUAAUAACAACACUAUCCCUUUCAAUUGGAGUUCCCCACUAUUCCGAUCUAACUGUCUCACACCCCCAAACCCUCAAACCCUCGAAUGCCCGUCUGUUGUUUUGUCGGUUGUUAUUUCUCGUUUGAUCGAUAACACCUUUCCUACGUUGCCUGCUUGCCAAGUGCCAUUUUAUCAGUUUCCGUCCGCAUUUGGGUUCCACCGAACCUUGAACUGUCAAUUUCCGGUCUGACGUGAACUGUCUGUCGCGCGAUCGUUGCGAGUGUCAAUGCCGGCCGUCCGUUGAAGUUCAAGUGUAAAUUUCUCUGUCAUUAGUAGUGCUUUGAGUGCCGGUUUUGAGGACCAACAGGUGGCCAUCCGAUUCGCAUGACCUGUCAAUCAAGAAACGCUUGCUUUCUGCUUCUGUUUGCAGUUGGAGCCUUCAACGGGGAGUUCAACGGGGAUACCAAGAUGAACUACGGUCGGAAGACACCGUCGACCUACAGGUCGACGCCAUCGGUGUACUCGCACAUAACGAGCCGAUCGCAAUCGAAUCUGCAUUCACAGCGAUCGCGAUCGAUGAAAUCCAUCCGGAUACCGUGGUACCAGAAGCCACUGCUGCACAACAACAAGUACAUAGACAUCCAGCGGGGAGCGAUCAUCACCGGGACGUUCUCGAUCUUCGUCGCCAUUUUCACGAUCGUCACUGCCAUCUUCGACGUGUACUGCCUGGCGAUGGCCGCUCCCGGGUCCACACACUACGGAUACUACAUCAUCUCGUACGAGUUCGUCUACGUCGGAAACGUCCACGUGCGAAAUUCGUUGAUGAUCGCGGCGUUGUUUUCGCUACUUGGAGGCCUGGUCGUGCUGGUGACCAGUAUCAUGCUCGUGCACGCACUUCGUAAAGAACACGAAAACCGAGUCGUUCCGUGGCUGUGGUCGUUCGCCGUGUUCACGCUGUUCCGAUUCCUGGCACUGCUGCUGUUCUCGAUCGUGAACGAUCUGAUCUUCGCGUACAACGUAAUCAUCACCUUAAUCUGGAUACUGAUCGUGUUGGCGUCGGUCUACGGGUGGUUGCUGGUAUACUCGCUCUACCUGGAGCUUGCUGACCUGACCAAGCUGGAAGAUCUGGCCCAUCUGCGGAUGGGAACUAUGCAGUCGCUGAACGCUUCGGUGGCCCAUUCUCUGGCUGGAUCCCGUCCAACGACGCCGCAUAGCACGGUAUCGACCAUGCCAGUCGGCGGAGUAGUCUAAGAUCGUCCCCCCUGAAAUCCAGUCGGAGCCCGUCCGUCAAGGCCAGAAUCUCGAUGUUGAUGUCAACACAAGCAACAAACAAAUCGAAACAAUACAAAAUAACACAAAUCACUAGCGUACUAAGUGACGAACCCCUCGAUCAAUGGAUCAUCCGAGGGUAAAGGUUUUAGCAACUAAGGCCGUCCAUGUUUUAUUGAUACCAUAAUAAGAUUUUAGACUUACAGACUGCCGGAAAGGUUGUCGAUCGAAAUCGAACGAACUCUGUAUAGAUGUGCCUUUACUUCGUGUAGUAAUCGAAGCAACGUUCAAAGCCGUAUUACUUUUAAUCCAUUUCCCGAUCGUUUCUCGCCGACUGUGGCGUGUGAAAGACGGCACGGGAAAUCUGUUUUACUAGAUUUACACUUGCCUAGAAUUGUAAGAACGGAGAGUAAGCAGAAUAAAAAUCUUAAUGUGAAACAAAACAAAAAUCGA